Bipolaris victoriae FI3 is the source of this 183-nucleotide messenger RNA. RefSeq lists its product as hypothetical. The transcript has a single exon. The record is from RefSeq and is a predicted model, not a curated record. The annotation marks the transcript as partial. NCBI's taxonomy places the organism in Eukaryota, Fungi, Ascomycota, Dothideomycetes, Pleosporales, Pleosporaceae.
CCGAAGUUAGACUUUCUAAACUGUCAGCUCCCACAUCUCUUCACCAUCACCCCGCCACAGAGGCCGAGUCUCGUGCAGACAUGGAAAAAACUCAAACAACUCUGUCUUUGCCACGUCGCGAUGUUGUGUUCAGCCGUAAGCUUAGCGUGCUUUGAUCCUAAUCAUGCAUACAAAGGUGGAUGA